This is a messenger RNA of Tripterygium wilfordii, 2135 nucleotides long. Its product is annotated as GDSL esterase/lipase At2g42990-like. Gene Ontology annotation, molecular function: hydrolase activity, acting on ester bonds. The record is from RefSeq and is a predicted model, not a curated record. The transcript has 3 exons. The coding region runs from base 1030 to 2109 and encodes 359 amino acids. Lineage: Eukaryota; Viridiplantae; Streptophyta; Magnoliopsida; Celastrales; Celastraceae.
AUUGCUUUCUGUUCGUAAAGUUCCAUGCUUUCCAAUACUAUACUCAAGUUAUAGCCUUUUAGUAUUGUGGCUGGGUCAUUGUUGUGUGGUGCUAGUUGAUGGAUUGUGAAGUUCAGUUUAGUUAGUAUUCCGUUUGUGUAAUACUAGUUGCAAUGGUGACUGUUUAGAGCUUAAUGGGUUGUGCAUGAGACUGAAUAAUGAAUUUUAUGUUAAAAGUUACCCUCGUUGAUUUGUUUCAAUUUGGCAUUUGGGGUUUAGUAAUUUUGUUGAUUUGCAAUGGCUGCUGAGUAAUUAAUUAAUCAUAAGACACAAAUAUCAAUUAAAUACAGAGCAGUGGCUUGCGACUUGCAAGGGACCUCAAUAUCUAAGAAGAUAAUUUUUGGGCCACCAAGUUGCAAUCCAUGUAGUUAUACAUAAUCAUAAUGGGACAGGGGUGGAUGGGCAAGUAGUUCUCUUUUAAUUAGUCUCAACCCAUUUUUCAAUCUAAAAUGUGCCAUAAAUGCGAAAGAUGAGCCUUUCAGACAUACGUUUAAAUAAUGAGGUUUCUUCUAGAUUUCUUUUUCCUUUCCAAACAUCAUUUUUACCAGCUAGAUGUUUAAGUUUGUGCAGUCAUAAGGUUCCUCUAUUACAAGCUAACAGAUGCAAGAUCUGGACAAGCAUGCAUCUCUAAUUUUCUAGUGACACGUAAUAUAUCAUCUGAUUUCUCUCAUGCAUUUCUGUAGCCAACUCCUGAAAGUCUAGGAUAAGGCUCGGGUGAUGAUGAUAUGUAAUAUAUCAUCUCUCAAUAGAAUUCCCAUAAUCCUACAUAUAUUGUUCCUCUAUUACAAAUUGUCCUCUGCAGAUCAUAUACUGACAACUAGUGUUGCCAAUUGUCAUUGCGACAACUCUUACAUCUUAUCCGUUCUCAUUUGCAUUAAAAAUCUUACCAGACAUUUAAAGUAGCUCUAUCAAGUUCCCAUCUCUUCUGUCACCAUAUAUUAUACAAGUCAAUAUUUAGUCGCUAUAAUUACAAAACUGAGACCAAGAAACAUGGCUCCAAUGUACAAUAUUCUAUGGCUCCUCUUAUUUCUAAGCUUACUAGUAUUGGUCCCUGAAACCGGGGCUAAACAACCCGCAGCAGCCAACCCUAAGAUCCCAGCAAUCAUAGUUUUUGGAGACUCAACAGUUGAUUCGGGGAACAACAAUUACAUUCCAACAAUUGCAAAGGCAGACUUUAGGCCUUAUGGCAGGGAUUUUCCUGGGGGUACCCCAACUGGGCGGUUCUGCAAUGGCCAGCUUCCACCUGACUUUACAUCGGAGGCUCUUGGCCUCAAGCCAAUCAUUCCUGCUUAUUUGGAUACAAACUAUGACAUAUCAGAUUUUUCUACUGGAGUUUGCUUUGCUUCUGCUGCGACUGGUUAUGACAAUGUCACUUCUGAGUUACUUAAAGUGCUUCCUUUAUGGAAGGAAGUAGAGUACUACAAGGAAUACCAGACAAAAUUGAGAGCCUAUCUUGGGGAAGAGCAAGCCAACAAAUUGUUAAGAGAGGCUUUAUACUUGAUCAGUAUGGGAACAAAUGAUUUUAUUUUAAACUAUUUCUUGAUCCCCAUCCGUCGAUCUCAAUUUACCAUCAAACAGUACCAGAAUUUUCUCAUCGGAGUUGCCAGAAAUUUUUUGGAACAACUUUAUGGUCUCGGAGCGCAGAAGAUAUCGUUUACUGGGAUUCCUCCAAUGUGGUGUUUGCCGGCGGAGAGGACUUUGAAUUUCAAGGAAUCUCAUGAUUGUGUGAAGGAGUUGAAUGCAGUUGCCAUGGAGUUUAAUGUGAGGUUAAAGGCUUUGGUGGCAGAGUUGAACAAAAAGCAUCCUGGAAUGAAACUUGUGCUUUCUAAUCCUUAUCCCAUUUUAGAGAAAAUCAUUACAAGACCUUCUUUAUAUGGAUUUGAGGUUGCAGAACUCGGAUGCUGUGGAACAGGGACAAUAGAAGCAAGCAUUUUAUGCAAUCAACAUAACCCACUGACAUGCACAGAUGCAAGUAAAUAUAUAUUUUGGGAUUCUGUCCAUCCAACAGAAAGAGCAAAUCAAAUCAUUUCUGAUUAUUUAUUGAACAAUCUCAAACAGAUACUGUUUUGAUUAAUUUCAUUGAACAUGCCCAAACA